Jaminaea rosea is the source of this 4968-nucleotide messenger RNA. RefSeq lists its product as hypothetical. Gene Ontology annotation, cellular component: membrane. NCBI's taxonomy places the organism in Eukaryota, Fungi, Basidiomycota, Exobasidiomycetes, Microstromatales. The coding region runs from base 173 to 4882 and encodes 1569 amino acids. The record is from RefSeq and is a predicted model, not a curated record. Gene Ontology annotation, molecular function: ATP binding; ATP hydrolysis activity; ABC-type transporter activity. The transcript has a single exon. Gene Ontology annotation, biological process: transmembrane transport.
AAAGCAUUGGGAGGCCAAGUUGAAAUUGUUCAGCAACGACGUCUUUGUCCUCUUCACCAUCACUUCGACGUCCAUACCGUCGAGAGUGUGCGCGUGUCCGCAAGCUUAGGCCGAGGCUGCCAUCAACUCGCGGCGAGAACAGCAGCUGACAAACACUGCGCUUCGCUCCAUCAUGAGCUCCAAUCAAGAUCAGCCAUACAAUGCCGAGGCGCCUCCAUCAUCCGCAGGGGCCCCUGGCGCAGAAGCAGCAGAUGAAUCAAGAUCCGCCCUUGCUCCCGCUCCCGCCGUCGCCUCAACGGAUCAUGGUGGGAAGGCAGGCCUCCAGGGUGGCUCGCAGCUUCAAAAGCAGACCAGCACCGGUACAUGGGGUGAACGAGCGACUGGGGAACCAGUCGACCCCAAGCAAGCCAUGCAAGACUUCCAGCUCGCCCGCGAAGAGAGCCGACAAUCCCGAUCCAGCAUGCCGCGCAGCAUGGGACGCAUGCUCAGCAGGUCGCGCACUGGCCGUCAGUCCGAGAUCGUGGAGAAGACGCACGAGGGAGACAAGUCGGAGGAGGAGAGAGGUUUUGAUCUCGGUGAAUGGAUGCUUGCCCGCAAGGCUCAGCGCGAGGAGCAAGGUGUUCACAGCGAGAAGCCACUGGGCGUAUCAUGGCGCAAUGUCAACGUCGUGAGCCCGACAGGAGCUGGCGCCAAGGUCUUCGUCAAGACUCUACCCCAGGCCAUCGUCAACACGGCGACCAGGGAUCCCAUCAAUGUCCUCUCCAACCUGAUUCCACCUCUUGGUAAGAUGAUGGGCCCCAAGACGACACCCACACCAAUCAUCCACGGCCACGACGGUGUCCUCAAGGCCGGUGAGAUGCUCCUCGUCCUCGGUCGUCCUGGGUCCGGAUGCUCUACCACGCUUCGAGCCUUGACAAAUAGCUCUCACGCCAACUUGACCACCCAGGGAUCCAUCACCUACGGUGGUCUCACUCCUGGCGAGAUCGCACGCAAGUAUCGCGGCGAGACCAUCUUCGUCGAUGAGGACGACAUCCACUUUCCGACCAUGACCGUCGAGCAGACGCUGCGCUUCGCUCUCAUGUGCAAGGUGCCUCACCGCUCUUCGCGUCUACGUGACGAGGGCCGUGGAGCGUUCAUCGACCUCAUUAUUGAGGUUCUCUUGAAAAUGUUUGCUAUGACGCACGUACGCAAUACCAUCGUCGGUGACGCUGCCGUACGCGGAGUCUCCGGCGGUGAGCGCAAGCGUGUCACUCUUCAGGAGGCCUUGGCUACCGACGCCUCGGUGAUGGCCUGGGACAAUUCCACUCGAGGUCUCGACGCAUCAACCGCCCUCGACUACGCCCGCUCCUUGCGCGUCAUCACCGACGUUGGCCAACGCACUACGAUGGCCACCCUCUACCAAGUCUCUGAGAGCAUCUACGACCUCUUCGACCGCGUGUCCGUCAUCGACGAGGGCCUGUGCAUCUACUACGGGCCCCGAGAUCAGGCGCGACGCUACUUUGAAGAGCUCGGCUACUACUCUCCGCCUCGCCAGACUACGUCUGACUUCGUCUGCGCUGUCACCGACCCCAACCAAGUUAUCUUUCGUGAGGGCUUCGAGAAGAAGGCGCCCCGCACCGCCGAGGAGCGCGAGAGCGCUUGGAAGUCUAGUCAGCUUUACAAGGAUCUGCUGGCCGAGGUUGACCAGUACGAGACGGCGGUCAAGAACAACGAGGUCCGCGAGGCCGAGAAUCUCAAGGAGAGGGUUCGCGCCAAGAAGAACAAAGGUGUGCGCCACAGCUCGCCCUACACCGUUAACUACUGGGAUCAAGUCAAGGCAUGCAUGUACCGCGAUCUCCUCGUCAAGUGGGGCGCCCGAGGCGAUCUCUACAUCAAGUUCUUCACCAUUGUCUCCGUCUCCCUCAUGAUCUCGUCACUAUUCUACAAGCAGAGCAUGGACUCGACUGGCGCCUUUACUCGCGGAGGUGUCGUCCUCUUCGCCUGUCUCUUCAACGGUUGGCUCCAGCUCUCCGAGUCGUACGAGGCUGUUGCUGGCCGACCGAUGCUCACGCGUCAUGGACAGUUCGCCUUCUAUCGACCAUCGGCCGUUUCCAUCUCAAGAGCACUCGUCGACAUUCCAUUCUUGGUCGUGCAGUGCGUGGUCUCGACGAUCAUCAUCUACUUUUUGGCCAACUUGCGUGUCAAUGCGGGCGCCUAUUUCAUCUUCCUGGUCUACACAUUCCUCUGCGCCUACAACCUCACAGCCCUCUACCGAGCCUUUGCCGCGUUCUCGCCCGGUUUCAACGAGGCCAUUCGCUUCUCGGUACUGGGCCUCAACUUGAUCAUCAUCUUCGUCGGCUACGUCAUCCGUCGCCCGCAGAUGAACUGGCUCAUCUGGCUCAAUUACGCCAAUGGUAUCUCGUACGCAUUUGAGGGCAUGCUCGCCAACGAGUUCAAGUACCCAAUCGAAUGCAAUCCUUCGCAGAUCGUGCCCUUCAACGCUGCGCGCGAUGCGACCUACCAGACGUGCUCUCUCACGGGUGGCAGGCCCGGGUCGCUCGUGGUCACCGGCGAGGACUACCUAUCUACCACGUUCAACUAUAGCCAGUCGAGCGUCGGACCCAAUAUCGGUGUCGUCAUCGCCUUCAGCGCUCUCUACCUCAUCGUGACGGUCAUUGCGUCCGAGGUCAUGAACUACGGCGGCGCAGGCGGUGGUGUCACCGUCUUUGCCAAGACCAAGGCGGCCAAGCGGGAAGUUGCGGCCACUAAGCCGCCCAACGCCGAUGACACUGAAGCAGCCGCUGCACCCGCCGACCGCACAUCAUCGCAUUCUUCAUCCAAUGCCACGCCCGUCGACUCACAACCUCCUCAGGGCGGCUUCGAACAGGCGAACAAGAAUGGCGAGAAGCAGACUGGCGGUCUUGAGCGUAUCAAGACGCAUGAGGACAAGCCCAUCUUCACCUGGUCGGACAUUCAGCUCGAGCUCGCUACUGGACGUAAGCUCCUUCAGCACGUUGACGGCUACGUACGACCCGGUACUCUCACCGCUCUCAUGGGUGCAUCAGGAGCAGGCAAGACAACAUUGAUGACCGCUCUCAGUCAGCGAGGAGCUGCUGGAGCCCUCUCUGGCGACAUGCUCGUUGACGGCAAGCCCCUCGGUCCUGGGUUCCAGAAGAGUACUGGCCUCGUCCUUCAAGCGGACGUUCACCUGUCGACACAAACCGUUCGCGAGGCAAUCGAGUUCAGCGCUCUGCUGCGCCAGCCUCGCGAGGUUCCUCGGGAGGAGAAGUUGCGCGACGCUCAGCACGCCAUCGACCUCUUAGAGCUCGGCGACUUGGCCGACGCUCUCAUCGGUACCCCUGGUGCUGGUCUCGGCGUCGAGCGACGCAAGCGUGUUACCAUUGCGGUGGAGCUCGCGGCCAAACCCGACCUGCUUCUCUUCCUCGACGAACCUACCUCAGGACUCGACUCAGCUGGCGCUGCUUCCAUCUGCAGACUGUUGCGUCGUCUAGCAGAGGACGGCCAGGCUAUCUUGUGCACGAUUCACCAGCCCAGUGCCCUCCUCUUCGAGUCAUUCGACAACGUCCUCCUUCUGGCCCCCGGCGGUAGGACCACCUACUUUGGCCAGAUUGGCGAGCAGCACGGCCACGGCUCCGACCGCAUCCGAACCUACUUUGAGCGCAACGGUGCCGACCCUUGCGACCCUACGGCCAACGUCGCCGAGUACAUCCUCGAGGUCGUGUCCGGCGGCAAGUCCAAGGGUAUCAACUGGGGUGACGCAUGGCUCAAUUCGGAGGAGUGCUGCAACGUCCGCUCAGAGAUCGACCAGAUUGUCAAAACGCGCAAGGAGCGACCAGAGAAGGUCGACCCUCGUGCUCAGAGAGAGUUUGCUACCCCUCUCGGCGAGCAGUUCCGAGAGGUCACGCUGCGUCAGUUCAAGGAUCUCUGGCGCGAGCCGUCGUUCGCGUACGCCAUCCUCUUCUCCAACUUCGUCACUGGUCUCGUCGCUGGUGGUGCCUUUGCUCAUCUCGGCCUAAGCCCCACCGAUUACCAGAAUCGCGUCUUCAUUGAGUUCUUGGUUAUCCUCAACUUCCCCUCGGUCGUCAACUCGAUCAUUGCCAAGUUCUUCGAGCUCCGCAUGCUGUUCGAGGUGCGCGAAUCGGCAAGCAAGAUCUAUCACUGGAGUGCAAUGCUCGGCGCUUUCAUCGUAGUCUCAGCGCCCGUCGCAGUGGUUUCGAGCAUCAUCUACUGGCUUCCCUCCUUCUACAUCCCCUACUACUCACAGCCGAGCUACAAGGCGGGAUACUUCUAUCUCAUGGUCCUCCUCAUCAACCUCUUCGAGAUCGAGUUUUCACUCAUGCUUGCCGUCUCAUCUCCUACGCCGGUGACGGCUGCCAACUUGCUCCCUUUCAUGCUGCCGAUCCUUGCGAUCGUCAAUGGUGUCAUUGUGCCGCACAACAUGAUGCCGCAGCCCUGGAAGGCAAUCUACUGGGCCAAUCCCUUGACCUACUACCUCAAGGGCACCAUCGGUACGAUGCUGCACGGUACGCCCGUCAUCUGCAACGAGGAGGACAUUGCGCGCUUCAACCCCCCGCCGACGCAGAGCUGCGAUGCAUACGCGGGGGCCUGGGCACAGCAAGCUGGCGGCUACCUUGUCAACCCGGCUGCUACCACCAACUGUGGCUACUGUCAGUACUCGGUUGGCGAUCAGUUCGCAGCUACGCUCAGUGCCCCCUUCGACUUCAGAUGGAAGGCCUUCGGCAUCUUCCUCUGCUACGUCGCGGGCAACGUGGCUGCGGCCUUUGUCCUCUUCUGGUGGUUCCGCAUCAAGGGCUAUGGUCUGGGUGUUGGGCCGGUCAAGAAGCUCGUCAUGAAGCCCUUCCAGUCCAAGAAGGGCAACUGAGACGAGAUUGCGCAGUCUCUUUCAACUUCUUUGUUCAUUCUGCUUGAGUGCGAGCAUUUUUAAUUCAAAUAGAGCUUUCCGACCCG